Molecule: messenger RNA, 3009 nt
Organism: Cheilinus undulatus (humphead wrasse)
Lineage: Eukaryota; Metazoa; Chordata; Actinopteri; Labriformes; Labridae
Gene: josd2
Product: Josephin domain containing 2
Exons: 5
Coding region: 264-818 (184 amino acids)
Biological process (GO): protein deubiquitination
Molecular function (GO): cysteine-type deubiquitinase activity
Source: RefSeq, a predicted model, not a curated record
CGAGCACAGUCUGUGCAACCAUGUGAAUACGUCUCCUGUGACGUUAAUUUGUGUAUUUAUACUUGUAUUUUUAUGCAAAUUAAUAAAAAUAAAAGCAGUACAAAAACAGUGGACGUUGCCUGAUGCUACGGUGAAUUCUUUUAAUGGGCGUGACAGCUGCACAUCAACAACACAAUAACAACGGAUCUACUUCCGGUUUCUGGAUGUAGCUGUCAGUCUCCAGCAUCGUUUCAUCUCGAAAUCGCUUUAUCAGCAGCGUUAGUAUGAGCGAAGGAGAAGUUUUUCAUGAGAAGCAACGUUUGGAGCUGUGCGCGAUUCAUGCACUCAACAACGUGCUCCAGGAGCGGGUGUUCACCAAAGAGACAGCCGAUGACAUCUGCAAACGGCUGGCACCACAGUGUGUGGUGAACCCUCAUCGCUCAGUGUUAGGAACUGGGAAUUAUGACGUCAACGUCAUCAUGGCAGCACUACAGAGCAGGGACCUGGCUGCGGUUUGGUGGGACAAACGCAGGACAGUACAGAGCCUUUGCAUGUCAAAAGUUCAGGGUUUCAUUCUCAACGUCCCAUCAAGAGUAUCUCUUGGAAUCGUGUCCCUCCCACUCCGACGGCGACACUGGCUUGCAGUUCGGCAAGUUAACGGACAGUAUUACAACUUGGACUCCAAACUGAAGAGUCCUGUCUGCAUUGGAGGAGAAGCAGAACUACGCACGUUUCUCAGUGAGCAGCUUUCUCAGGACGUGGCCGAGAUGCUCCUGGUCGUCCGGCGAGAGGUGGAGGAGGACGGCUCGUGGCUGAACCCUGACAACCCCAAUAAGUGAUUUCUUGUGACAGGACAAAGCAUGGGAAGAAAAACAACUCCUCUGGGAAAAAUGACUUUUUUUUUUACAGAACAGACACCUCAUGACAGAAAAGUCUUCAGGGAAUGCACUAAAACCCAUUUAAUAUCUACACUCAGAUUCACAUGGGAAAUUCCAAAGAGAAGCAGAGACGUUUGUUUACUCCUGAACUGAAGGACUGUUUUGAUUGUAACAGAAGCUAAUGCUGUGAUAUGACUGAUGUGUCUGCGCUGUUUGAACACAGGGAAGGGGCAUGGACACUACAUAGUUGGAGCUAAGUUUGGGCUAGUCUGGUGAUAGCUUCGUUAACACAGUACUGAUCUCACUGUUUUCUCAUAGGACAGCAGCAGUGUUUGUGCAUAAAAACAUCUGCAAACACAGUUCACACAUUUUCCACCAUAGCUACCUUUGUUGUAGAUUUUUACAUCCAGGUUUGCCAAAUUAAGAUCAGUUUGUGCAAGAUGGUUGUGUCAAAACUGAUCAGUUAUUAAGCAGCAAGUCUCUUGAGCAGAGACCUUUGUUUUGAACCUUCUAUGCACUGCAGAGUUUGAUUUGUUAGCGCCGUUUGUCUUUGUGUCCCUACAGGCACAGGUACUGUGAAAGCAUCACCUGCACUGCAAAAACUCAGAUCUAAGCAAGUGGAUGUGUGAACUCCUUGGUCAGAAAGAUUGUUUUUAAUAUUAUUUUUUGGCAUCUUUCACAAGAUCAACCUCUUAGCACAGGAUAUAAAAAGCAAAACUUAAGUAAAUAAGUAAAAAAGAUCUGCUAAAACGUGUACUGUCCAAACUAGCCAGUACAUUUAGAGUUUAGGACACAAAAGUAAAAUGUGUCUCGCCCAUUGACAACAUUUUUACUUAUUUGUAUUGCAUGUCAUACUUGUGCUUUUUAUAUCUUGAAAUUAGAUGUUUAUCUGGACUUGUUAGGGGAAUGUCUCUACGUAGGACCUAUUCACAUUUGCAUAAAACUCCUGCAAACAUAAAUUAAUUUUUUUUGUUAAGGCUGGGCAGUAUGGCUUUAAGUCAAUAUCACGAUACAUCUGGGGGUAUAUUGCAGUAUUUUGAAAUCUCUGGCUUGUUCAACUCUGGCAGCAAACAAUUUGUGCCCAGGCCAAUCAUACUUUUGGUUGAGCGUCUUAAGAAUUUUAAACCCUGUCUCUUUAACAACACUUACUUAUGGUAAUUGAAAGUAAUGAGAGAAUUCCAUGCUGAUUGCUCAAAACCUCCACAUAAUUUAUACUCGACCAACACAAUAUAGCGGCAAGGUUGCGACACAUCAAUUAUACUUGAUACGUCGCCAAGCCCUAUUUUUUAAGGGGGGGUUUUAGCCUGCAGCUGCAUGUACGAUGUAGCCCUAUUCACCCUUGCGAAAAACUCCUGAAAACGUCUUGAGUUUACCUGAUAAGCAAUGUGCGAAUGCAAACAGUUGAAUUUCUCACACAAAAUUUUUCCCUUCAAGCCAUCUUGCAUUUGUCCCCUCCCUCAACUAACAGGAGAACUUGAGGGGCAAGUGAGUCAGGAAGUUUUUCUGUGUAGGUUAUCCAGGAAAUUUCUUGAGAUUUUGAGGGUUGCAUGUGUAAAAAUGGCUUAAUGUGAUUUAAAAUUUCUGACCAGGAAUAAGGUAGUUGCACUUGUUUAGAUUCGAUUUUUUUUGCAGUGUGGUAAUGUACUGAAGGACUUCUAGUGUUUUUGCAUGUUUUCAGACAUUCAUCAGAAACUUUGAAACAUUUUCAUAGCCUGAUACUGUUUCUAUUUUGUUUUUGCUGCUGCCAAGGCAGCCUUUGGUUUCCUUACAUAAAGCUUCAGUGGAUGACCCUUAGGGAUUUGAAAGUGGUUGAGAUUGACAAUCCCAAAGCAAAGUCAAUUUAAACUUAUUGUUAGGCAUUUAUGCAGCUAAAAUGAAAGGUCUUCUGUUUGGGUUUCACAUAGCCAUGUCAUGAAUGAAUGCAUUUGGAAGAUCAGUUUUGAAUUUGAAAAUUGUCAGGGAGAUCAAAUAUAAUGUGCAAAAUAUGCAAAAGCACUGGUUGUAUGACUGUAAAUGUAACUUUUGUGUUUGUAUUGUGUCUCUCCUCUUUGAUCUAUGCAUAUCCAAAAAGAAUAGGAACACUCUGGUACACACUAGUGACCUAAAACAUAAACUUAUUGAAGCUUAUUUAUAUUAAAGUUUGGCCUCUUGU